Molecule: messenger RNA, 1803 nt
Organism: Lolium perenne
Lineage: Eukaryota; Viridiplantae; Streptophyta; Magnoliopsida; Poales; Poaceae
Source: RefSeq, a predicted model, not a curated record
CUUUCCUACCCCUGCAUGCAUCACCUCCUUAAUUCUCUCUACUCUUCACGCGGCCUCUUCGGUUUCCCAUCGUGCCGUCUACGUUCUCGACCCUGCCCCCUCUCUCUCCUGCACAGGACCUCCAUUGAUGGAGAGGCGGAUCCAUGGGAAAUCUUGCUGGCCAACCGGAGGGGGAAUACAUGAGCAUCCAUUGGGCGCAUCUUUGUGCCACGGAUCGUCCCCAAUUUUCACGGUUGAGAUCGAGAUCAGAUGAGGAGAUGGGGUCUUGGCGCCAUGGUUUGAAAUCCCCAUCGAAAUUUUGGACGACCUAUAAGAGCUUGCCGCCAUGGUUGCUGUGUUCAUUGUCCCCUUCCUCUAGUCCUUCUUCUGGUUCUUCCUCAAAUCAUGGCGCAGCUGGACCUGAACGAGCCCAUAGACUGGGAUGAUCUUGAUGAUUUCGAUGGGGAGGCUAGGGAACUUGCAGGAGAUUUUUUCUUUGGGAUGGACAGUGACGAAGAUGAUGAUAGCAAUGGCGAUCAGAGACGGCGCAUGUUGGACAUGAAUUCAUCCGCAGGAGGGGGGAACGGUCGAGGACGGCGUACUCUUGGACUCACUGGUCUGCGAUCAGCUCAGAGGUGGAACAUGGAUGAUUCAGGCAGUGGCGGUCUAGGGCGUGGCCCGCUGUACGUGGGCGAGUCGAGCAGUGCUGCAGCUCGCCGUGGCACACAGGCGGGAAUGGAGCACAGUUCGCGGGCGACGGAGCUCGCCGUGGCGCACAGUUCGCGGGCGACGGAAGCUGCGACGGAGCUCGCCGUGGCGCACAGUUCACGGGCGCCUCUAGCGGCAGCGAUACUGGCCAUGAGGGAGGUGACGGCGAGGCUCACCUCGUGCCCUUCCCUCUCUUCGAUGGCGUCUUCAUGUUCACUAGUCCCUCCGUCGCCGCACGAGCCCGUGGGCGUGCUGGGCGCGGAGCUGCUGGACGAGGCGGUCGUGGGCGUGGAGCUGCAGGACGAGGUGACCGUGGACGCGGAGCAGCAGGGCGAGGUGACCGUGGACGCGGAGCUCCUGGGCGCGGAGCAGCAGGACGAGGCGCUCGUGGGCGUGGAGCUCCUGGGAGGGGACGCGGUGGCCGUGGAGGUGCCGAUGGUGGCCAUGACCAGGAGACCGAUGGGCAAGAUCAGGAAGCUGAGCAGAACGGAGGAGAAGAUAGCGAUGCCGUGGGCGCCGCUCGAGGCCGCCGCGCGCGGGGUGCCGGCCGUGCACUUCAGCACGUGCAGCGCCGCCGCCACGGCCUUCUUCGCCCACCGCCUCCAGAACGAGCGCGUCCCCCGCGCGUUGCCGUUCGAGGCCAUCAGCCUCGGCGGCCCCGACGAGGACGCCAAGUACACCGCGCUGCUCGCCAUCCGCUGCGACGGCGGCACCGCGCUCGUGCCCGACCCACCGCGGGUGGAGCUCGGUGCUGGAGUCCAUGGCGGCGGGCGUUCCGAUGGUGGCGAGCCAGAGUUCUCGUUGGCGGACGGGCGGAGCGGCGUCUCGUCGUCGAACACCUUGCGGGCAGUGGGCACGGCGGUAGCUAGGGAGGGAAAGAAGGAGGAGAGGGCUGGGGAGGUACAACAAGCAUGGAAUGAGUACCCAGCUGAGAGGAGCAAUCGUGUCUUCUUGACACAUCAAACGUGGAUGGUGGAGGUCAUGAAGCUUAUGGGAGAGCACCGGUACAAGAUCCCUCACAUGAGGAAGGGGGUUCUAGAGAGAUUACAGAUUCUUCCUCAAGUGCUCCAUGUUGAUCCCGCUAUUGUAAAUGCCGCUAGAGAGUUUAUCAUGUAG